AGAACCGUGUUUGUUUUCCGAUAACCGACAGACACCGGGCGAAGAGUUCAAUACCGAUACGGAUUUACUUUACUGUUAAUAUGCGCGCCAAGUAAAGUUCAAUGUUUUCAAUGGUGUUACAAAUUAAAAAAAAAUAUUAUAAUUCAAUAUAUAUAUAUAUAAAUUACUAUAUCUAGAUAACCCGAACUAUAGGAAACUAACGUGUACUCGGCCCUUGUAAUGAUGUUGAGCACGUUUACAACAAUCGUGUUUUCACAUUGCUCUUAACACUUACUAUUACUGUUGCCCGCGUUUACUAUAUUUGUUAUAUAUUUAUUAUUAUUAUUAUUAUUUUUAAAUGUCGGUCAAGACGACUACCGCGUUUUUUGUGGCGUUAACGUUGAUCGUCGUCAACGUUAGCCACGCUGAAGGAUUUGCCCUACAAGCCAAAAAGCUGUACGAUUGGCCCAACACAGAAAACGAAAAACAAAACUCUGUGCCCAGAGUAACCGUUUCCAUUUACUAUGAAAGUUUAUGUCCGGAUUGUAUUAAUUUUUUUACCAACCAAUUGGCGCCGAAUUUAGUCAAAUAUUACAAAUAUUUGAACUUGGAUUUCUUACCUUACGGCAACUGUAAACAAGAAAAAAUUGAUGGAAAAUGGAACUUCACUUGUCAACACGGAGCACCAGAAUUUGCCAAAAACAAGUGGCAAGCUUGUUCUAUUAACGUUUUACCGUCUAAACCAAAAUGCUUGGCCAAGUACAUCACAUGUUACAUGACUUCUGUGCAUAAAUCGCACACCGGAUACCUAUGUGCAAAAAAGCUAGGAUUAUUGCAAUCGUAUAAAAAAAUCAAAGAUUGCUACCAAAACGAUGACUUCAGCAAUGAACUGAUGGCACACUACGGCAAUCGAACCCAUUCGUUUACACCACCUUUAAAUUGGAUGCCUUCGAUCGUAUUUAAUGGCGUGUACAACAAAACCGACCAACAAGACGCUGAAAACAAUUUGCCAAAAGCGAUUUGCCGGCAUUUAAAUCCUAAGCCCGCCAAGGUUUGCUAAUAGCAAUUCGACAAAUCGGAAACUUUUGUUUUUUUUUUGUUUUUAUAGUAUUCCGUCCAACGACAAAGCGAUAUUUUAUUGUAAUUAUUGCGUUAUGUAUAUUUUUUUUCUUACAUAAUAUGUAUAUUUUCGUGUUAAUAAGUUUGUAAAAAAAUCAAAUUGUAUAGCUAAUAACUCGAAACUAUAACGUGUGUAAUUUGUUUUUAUUCAAUAUAGUGACAACACGGUUA
Molecule: messenger RNA, 1269 nt
Organism: Adelges cooleyi (spruce gall adelgid)
Lineage: Eukaryota; Metazoa; Arthropoda; Insecta; Hemiptera; Adelgidae
Product: gamma-interferon-inducible lysosomal thiol reductase-like
Exons: 5
Coding region: 338-1039 (233 amino acids)
Molecular function (GO): oxidoreductase activity, acting on a sulfur group of donors, disulfide as acceptor
Source: RefSeq, a predicted model, not a curated record